Molecule: messenger RNA, 477 nt
Organism: Ilex paraguariensis (yerba mate)
Lineage: Eukaryota; Viridiplantae; Streptophyta; Magnoliopsida; Aquifoliales; Aquifoliaceae
Source: the annotation of a GenBank genome assembly
AUGGGGUUCCGAAGACAUGACCAUAGACAACCUCCGCCACUGGUGCCUGAACCAGGUUCCCCUGGGCCUCCUGGAUCACCCCCACCUAAUUAUCAUGCUCCUCCUCCACCACCACCUCUUGGAUCAUUCCCACCACCACUAGUGCCGAUACCAGCAUUCGUCCCACUGUCACUUCCACCUCCAAAUUAUUACAUUCCACCACCACCAUCUGGACCACCCGGAUCACCCCCACUGCCACCAGUGCUGGUACUAGGUUCAUUCGUCCCAGCACCACCUCCGCCACCAAAUUAUUAUGCUCCUCCAUUACCACUUCUUGGACCACCCUCACCACCUUACACUCCACCCCCUGGACCACCUGAAUCACCCCCACCACCUAAUGCAUCACCUCAGCCUGGACCUCCCGGUCCACCUCCGCCAUCACACUUUGAUCCCUAUGGACCAUCUCCACCUAGACAUCCCCCUCCACCACCUUACUAG